Messenger RNA from Prorocentrum cordatum, 720 nucleotides. The record is from the annotation of a GenBank genome assembly. Lineage: Eukaryota; Dinophyceae; Prorocentrales; Prorocentraceae.
AUGGCGGGCUCGCUGCGCCUCCACGCCUGCGUGCUGUGCGCGUGCGCCUUGGUGGGCCGCGGGUUGGAGGCGAGCAAGCGCGCCCGAGCCGAUCGCUUCGACAGCUUCGUCCGGAGGCACGGGCGCUCCUACGGGCCCGGGUCGGCGGAGUACCAGGCCCGACAGGCGCUGUUCGAGGCGCGCCUCGCGGGCGCCGAGCUGCACAACAGCCAGCCGGGGCGGCGGUGGACGCACGACGCGUGGAACGCCUUCGCCGACCGCACCGACGAGGAGCUCUCUGCGCUCCUCGGCUGGAGGGGCCCGGCGGCGCCGCCGGAGGCCGGCCUGUCGCUGCUGGCGCGCGGCCAGCGCCAGCGGCGGAAGGACUGCGAGCUGCCGGAGGAAUGGAGCUGGGGAGGCCUGAACUCCACCACCGCGUCCGGGACCAGGGCACCUGCGGGUCGUGCUCCGCUCUUGCCGUCGCCCUGGCGCUGGAGGUGCACCACGAGAUCUACCGCGGGCAGACGCGCACGUUCUCGCCGCAGGAGUUCAUCUCUUGCGUCCAGAACCCGGAGGCGUGCGGCGGCGAGGGGGGGUGCAAGGGAGGUUUCAUGGAGUUGCACAUGUCGUACGCCGCCAGGCACGGGUGCCACCAGGAGCACGAGUACGCGCACCGCAGCUGGAUUGCCGGAGACGCCGGGCAGUGCACGGCCCUCCCCAAGGUGGACAGCGGUUACGUGA